AUUCGUGGUCCCUACACUUCGACUACUCCGCUCAUUUCUCAGUUUCACCAUUUCCCGAUUCCUAGGUCACAUCGCCGCUUCUUCACUCACCAUACAUUAUAUAAACCCUUCCUCUUCACUCUCUUCUCUUCACCAUCGCAUUCUCUCUUUCUCCUAGGGUUUCAGAUCUCUUUUCUCUAGCUCUUCUUCGUUUUCUUUGCUUUCCUACUACAAUACAAUGGCCAAGAUUAAGAUCGGUAUCAAUGGAUUUGGAAGAAUCGGCCGUUUGGUUGCCAGAGUUGCAUUGCAAAGAGACGAUAUUGAGCUCGUCGCUGUUAACGAUCCUUUCAUUACUACUGACUACAUGACCUACAUGUUCAAAUACGACACCGUUCAUGGCCAAUGGAAGCACCAUGAUAUUAAGGUCAAAGAUGAUAAGACGCUUCUCUUUGGCGACAAGGCCGUCACUGUUUUUGGCUUCAGGAAUCCAGAGGAAAUUCCAUGGGGCCAGAGUGGUGCUGAUUAUGUGGUGGAAUCCACCGGAGUUUUCACUGAUCAGGACAAAGCCGCUGCUCACUUGAAGGGUGGUGCAAAGAAGGUAAUUAUUUCUGCACCCAGCAAGGAUGCUCCCAUGUUUGUUGUGGGUGUCAAUGAAAAGGAGUACAAGUCUGACCUUACUGUCGUCUCCAAUGCUAGUUGCACUACCAAUUGUCUUGCUCCUUUGGCUAAGGUUAUCAAUGACAAAUUUGGUAUUGUUGAAGGUCUCAUGACCACUGUCCACUCUAUUACCGCUACACAAAAGACUGUUGAUGGACCAUCAAUGAAGGAUUGGAGAGGUGGUAGAGCUGCUUCCUUCAAUAUCAUUCCUAGCAGUACUGGAGCUGCCAAGGCUGUAGGGAAAGUGCUGCCUGCAUUGAAUGGAAAAUUGACAGGAAUGGCUUUCCGUGUUCCCACUGUUGAUGUCUCAGUGGUUGACCUUACUGUGAGGCUUGAGAAGAAGGCCACUUAUGAGGAGAUCAAAGCAGCCAUCAAGUAAGGAUUACGAUGUCUCUCUUUCAAAUCCUUUGUC
Molecule: messenger RNA, 1048 nt
Organism: Jatropha curcas
Lineage: Eukaryota; Viridiplantae; Streptophyta; Magnoliopsida; Malpighiales; Euphorbiaceae
Source: RefSeq, a predicted model, not a curated record